This is a messenger RNA of Oncorhynchus keta (chum salmon), 1451 nucleotides long. RefSeq lists its product as uncharacterized. The coding region runs from base 1 to 711 and encodes 236 amino acids. The record is from RefSeq and is a predicted model, not a curated record. Gene Ontology annotation, cellular component: MIS12/MIND type complex. Gene Ontology annotation, biological process: mitotic sister chromatid segregation; cell division. NCBI's taxonomy places the organism in Eukaryota, Metazoa, Chordata, Actinopteri, Salmoniformes, Salmonidae. The transcript has 7 exons.
AUGUCAGAAACAACAGAGGCACAGAUGGAGCUGUGUUCUGGAGAAGAGCGGAAUGGAAGGGAUCCUGAGGGAGAUGUUCUAACAGAGGGUCGGUCGUUGAGCCCCAGCAGCACGCCAAGGAAUUCCUGGAGGUCGACCAGGGACCGACGCUCUCUCCCUUCCCUCCCCAACACCUCCCAGACUAUAUGCAGGUCAAUCAGCCAAUCCCUACCAGAGGAGGAGAGGCAAGAGAAACUGAUGGAGGCUUCUAUGGGGCUGGCAGUCAAGAAGUUGCAAGACUCACUGAGCAUGACACCAAAAGGCAGUUUAGAGUCACUUCAGACACAAGUGGAGGCUUUACAGAAGGAGUGGUGGUGCCUGGCCAAAGACCUACGCAAUGAGCCGCAGUGUCAGCAACCUCCCACUAGCACAGCCAGUGACACUGAAAUGCAGAACACCAUGGAGCAGGUCAGGAAGGCUAUACACAGGCUGCAGGCUGAGAGUGCGUCUUGGGAGGCCCUGUUAGACAAGCACCGGAGUAAAGCUGAACAAUUAGACAGGCAAUUGGAGCAAUGCCUGGAGAAUGGGGUGAUGUUAGACCCUCGCUGCCUGGCCCAGUCCUCACAGAGCCAGCUCAUCCAGAACAAACCUGAUUACCACAGUGUGCUCCGCAGACAGCGGGCUGUACUGUCCACUGUAGAACUGGUGGUAAUACGAACAAACUUGUAUUAGUCCACUUGGGGAUGGUUUCUUGAACACAGUUUAGUCCUAGACUAAAAGCAAGCUCAAUGGAGAAUCUCUAAUAGUUUUGUAGUCCAGUAUUUGGCUCUGUGUCCAGGAAAAUGGCCUUUGGGAGUAUUUGAAAUGUAAUGUUCUAUUGGGUAAAUCUUAACUUGCAUUUAAGUCAGAUUUCCACUUAGUCCUGCAUUGAUGGCAUUUUUUAUUUAUUUCACCUUUAUUUAAACGGGUAGACCAGAUGAGAACAAGUUCUCAUUUACAACUGCGACCUGGCCCAGAUGACGCAAAGCAGUGCGACAGUUACACAUGGAUAAACAAACGUACAGUCAAUAACACAAUAUAAAAGUGUAGUAAGAUUAGGGAGGUAAGGCAAUAAAUAUGCCAUAGUGGUGAAAUAAUUACAAUUUGGCAAUUAAACACGAGUGAGAUGUGCAGAAGAUGAAUGUGCAAGUAGAGAUACUGGGGUGCAAAGGAGCAAAAAGUAAUAUGGGGAUGAGGUAGUUGGGUGGUCUACUUACAGAUGCGCUGUGUACAGGUGUAAUUAUCAGUAAGCUGCUCUGACAGCUGAUGCUUAAAGUUGAAGGACUACUAUGAUCGACUACGAGUAAUUACACAUUUGACUGAAGUGGAAGUUAGAAUUCACCCCCUCAGUGUUCCAUGUCCCAUGGUCAAAUUAAGAUGGUAGCUGCAGUGCACACAUUAUAAUUCCAAUGCAAUAAAAACAUUUUUGACUA